AUGCACCCUUUCCUGUUGUACCAACAGUUUGCAUCACGAAGACAACAAAACCGGCGUGAGUUCUUCGUGGCACUUUUUGGCCUAGCGAUACUCAUCUUUUGGGUUUCGUGGUUCAGCAUUUCAUCACGCGAACAAUUUGAAAAACCCAAUCCAACUGUGAUCACUCUUUUGCAUUCCAACACACCUGUGACGAGCGUCUUGCAUCCAGACACACCUGAACAAGCUCCACUAAACCAACUCGUCUCUUUCUCCAUCAAGACAACAAGCCAACCUCUACGCGAAUAUGAGGAAACAUUCCCCCAGCAUGGCAAGAGCGAACCGGGCCAGCAUUACCGAAUCGAAAACACCGAGAUGCUAACGAAGCAUGGGGACAGAGACAAAGACUCAGUUUUGAUCAUGUGUGUGUUCAACGACGCUGAGUCAUGGGGACGGGGGCGCUCUAUGAAGGACUUCUUUAAGCUCAUCGGGUCCUUCGAUUACCCGAAAGCAAAAGUUUCGAUCGCGUUGCUCACUUCAUCGAUGACCGAGUUCGCAAAGGCGAAAGUGCUCUUCGGUUCCUACAUCGCGCAAUAUCCGAGGUUAUCCGUCAUCUUCCGCAACGACUUCUCCCCAGGAGGAUUAACUCGCGCAAAUCGUCACGAUCACUCGCUUCAGGCCAGUCGACGACGUAUGCUCGCUCGAUAUCGUAACUACGCACUGCUUUCAACGAUGGAGUCAUGGCACCAGCACGUUGUGUGGGUGGAUGCUGACAUCACCGCCAUCCCAUCAGGAUUGGUGCUUAAAAUGGUGCAGUCUGGCCGCGACAUCCUGGAGCCCAUGUGUGUGCGGAAUAUCAGAGGGAAAUGGUUCAACUACGAUUCUAACGCAUGGGUGGGCCAGCGGAAAGUGAGGUCGGCUAACGACAAGGACUUCGUACCGGGUCCACUGAACGCCCGAUCCUUUCACAACCUCCCUGACAGAUCCAAGCCUUUUGUGCCGCUAGACUCGGUAGGAGGAACGAUGUUGUACGUGCGUGCAGAUAUACACCGGCAAGGGGUGAUGUUUCCUGUUCACUACAUCAUCGGUAGUGAGUGGGGUCGGGAAGGUUAUGAUGGUAUUGAAACGGAAGGCUUAUGCUACAGCGCACAUUUCCUGGGCUACAAAUGUUGGGGCAUGCCUCAAGGUGCCAUUGAACAUGUCUUGUAA
This is a messenger RNA of Phytophthora nicotianae INRA-310, 1185 nucleotides long. RefSeq lists its product as hypothetical. The record is from RefSeq and is a predicted model, not a curated record. The coding region runs from base 1 to 1185 and encodes 394 amino acids. The transcript has a single exon. NCBI's taxonomy places the organism in Eukaryota, Oomycota, Peronosporomycetes, Peronosporales, Peronosporaceae.